GUAGCGGGUGAGGAAUCAGUGGGGAGUGGCGGGGAGUCCCGGAGCAAUGGAGGAGGUGGGAAGUGGGCGGAUGUGCAGCAGGAUACGCCCGGGGCCUGGCCGGUCCGGUCGGGCUAGGGGCGCAGAGGGAGAGAGGGACGGGGCGGCGCCCGGCUGGGCUGCCCAGCUCGCUCACCUCGCCCUGGCGGCGCGCCCCAUAGAGACUCGCGGGGAGGGGAGUGGGCCCUGCGGGCCUUGGGAUUCCAGGACCGCCCUCCCCGGGUCCAAGGCUGGCGGCGAGAGGCAACGACGGCUGGAGCUGCAGCGGCAGUAUGAGAGAGGACGCCGCUGCUCCCCGCCUGCGGACGAGCGGCCCGCGGCGGCGGCUAUGUCUGCGCGCGCCCCGGGGGCGCCGUGGGUGCCCGGGGGCCGCCGGCGGCGCGGAGCCUGGGGGCUACCACGGACCGCCUCGGCGCUGGUGGCCGCUGGCCUGGUGUGCACGACCCUGGCUGCCUACGCCUGCUGGGGGCAGCUACCACCGCUGCGCUGGGCCUCCGAAGCCCCGCCGCGGCCGGUGGGCGUGCUGCUGUGGUGGGAGCCCUUCGGGAGGCGUGACAUAGCUACGAGGCCGGCCCCCGACUGCUGGCUGCGCUUCAAUAUCACCGGCUGCCGCCUGCUCACUGACCGUGCGGCCUACGGGGAGGCCCAGGCUGUUCUUUUCCACCACCGAGACCUCGUGAACGGACCCCCCGACUGGCCCCCGCCCUGGGGCGUCCAGGUGCGCACAACAGAGGAGUUGGAGCUGCGGGUGUUGGACGACGAGGAGGAAGCUGCGGCGGUGGCUGUCGAAACCCUGGCUGCCUCCGGCCCCAGGCCACCGGGUCAGCGCUGGGUGUGGAUGAACUUCGAGUCACCCUCCCACUCCCCCGGGCUGCGAAGCCUGGCAGGUAAUCUCUUUAACUGGACGCUCUCCUACCGGGCCGACUCUGACGUCUUUGUGCCUUAUGGCUACCUGUACCCCAGAACCCAUCCCAGCGACCAGCCUCCAGGCCUGGUCCCCUCGCUGGCCCGGAAACGCGGGCUAGUGGCCUGGGUAGUGAGCAACUGGGAUGAGCGCCAGGCCCGGGUCCGCUACUACCACCAGCUGAGCCAGCACGUGUCCGUGGACGUGUUCGGCAAAGGUGAAUCCCGGCGGCCAGUGCCUGACAUUGGGCUCCUGCACACGGUGGCCCGCUACAAGUUCUACCUGGCUUUCGAGAACUCUCAGCAUCUGGAUUAUAUCACCGAGAAGCUCUGGCGCAACGCGUUGCUGGCUGGGGCGGUACCGGUGGUGUUGGGUCCCAAUCGUGCCAAUUACGAGCGCUUUGUGCCCCGCGGUGCCUUCAUCCACGUGGACGACUUCCCUAGUGCCUCCUCCCUGGCCGCCUACCUGCUCUUCCUUGACCGAAAUCCAGCUGCCUACCGCCGUUACUUCAACUGGCGCCGGAGCUAUGCGGUGCACACCAUCUCCUUCUGGGACGAGCCUUGGUGCCGGGUCUGCCAGGCUGUGCAGAUGGCUGGGAACCGGCCCCAAAGCAUACGCAACUUGGCUCGCUGGUUUGAACGGUGAAGCCACCCUCUUCCUAGGUGUAAUUCAGGGAGGCUAAGUCAUCAGCUUUUUGAUCCUCUGCUGUGCAUCUCCUUGAGUGCCGGGUCAUGGGACUAAGUUUUCCAAACACCCAGUUUUACUCUAUGGGAAGAAGGUGAUUUACCGAUUAACAUUAUUCAGCACAAAAACUGGGUGAUAAAGGAUCCCUGGUUCUCAUGUUUUUUCCCCUGCACCUAGCAGUUGGGCUCCCUCUGCUGUUGAUUGAUGGGCAUGGGUGUUCAGGGGAGAAGGGGGGUCCUUCCUCAUCUUGUAACAAAGCAGGGCAGAGGUGAAAAAAGAGCUUCAUGACUAGAAGCUGUUAAGGCAGUUGCUCUGAAUUUCCUCAUCUGCCACAGGCCAUAUUUGUGGCCUAUGCUGAACUGAGCCCAAAUUUCGUACACACUGCUCCUCGACUCACAUUUCACCGAGCCAAUGUGCAGCAAACCCCCGGUUUUAGAAAGAGCCUUGUUGCAGGAUAGUGGAAGGACUGUGGCCACAAGGGGGUCUUUUUCUUGGAUUCCUCAAAGCCUCAGCUCCUAAGAAAGGUGAGGAGAGGGGUCCAAGAAUCCACUGACUGUUCCUUAACAAGUACUGUUUGUUCCCCUGCCCCAUGAAUGGAAACAAGAUGCUGGAUUGUCCUUGGAGAAAAGUUAAGAUGAAUAUACUUGUAUAAGUGUACCUCACUUUACACAGAUAUAUUCCUGAAAAGCUGCUUUUCAAUCAAAUCUCAAGUUCACUGCCCUAGUGGAGUUCAGUAUUUAGUCAAACCCUAUGGAGAAUCCCUUCACAAUGUGAAUAAUCACCUCCUAACUAUUUCUUCUGUGUCUGUAUUUUUCCAUAAUCUGAAUUGUUUUAAAAAGCAUAUUAAAAUGAUAGCUGUGAACGUAAAGUGGAAACAACCAUCUUCUUCCCUCUUCCCAGAAAACCAGACUGUGUUAACAAACAGAAGAAAAAGAAGCCAUGGUGUCACUUUCUACAAAAUCACUUACUUUGCGUAUUGACUGGACCCCAAAUUUAAACUAGAAUGUCAGCCCUCCAAGGGUGUUUGCAUUACCUGUCUGCAGAACAGUGAAAAAUAUUGUACUGUAUUAUGGAAUCAUGCAAAAGGAAAACAGUUUUCUCAUGCCUGCUAAUGGCAGUUUUUGUUUCUCUGUCAGUUUUUUGUUAAGUGUUUAGUUGCUAGGGAAUGGAACUUAAUUAGUGCCUGUGAUGAACGUUGUCUUUUGUUAAAGGGUGAAUUUGCAGUUCUCCCGGAGGCCAGCAGUUUCCCCUCCUAGUCUGCAUAGUAUUACAUAAUAUCCUCUCAUUUCUAGUGCCUUUGAGACUGUGCCAUGGGAUCAACUUAAAAAAUAUAUGCAUUGACUUUAAAAGUUGUUGAAUGAGCAGCAUGUUCAAUAAGUGUUACCAUGUGCCUACUCUGUGCCAAACACUGGGCUUGGGGUGCCACCGGAAAGACAAAAAUGUGUAAAACUUGGUCCCUCUUUUAAGGCUCUUACAAUCAACUACUGCCAACAAGUAAAUAGUGAUUUGAUAAAUCAGUUGGCAGAAUCUGUUUGUUUAAAGUGACAUUCUUAGUGAUACAGACCAUAAAUGAAGUAUUAGAAAGCCAGUUGAGUUACAGCCUGAAAUCGUUUAUUUUUCUCCUUGGUUUAUUAUAAUAAAGACCCUCAGUGAUUAAUUAUUGCGGGCAGGGUCCAAGAUUAAUUUGGUUUAUGCAGAGUUUUGGUAUAAACAGUAAUUUUGCAUUUGACUACUACAAUUAGCUGAAUCCUCAGUUUUUAUCUCUGCAUUUGUUAUAGACUCAUUUAAAUCUAAAAAGUGUUUCGAUCCUCUCUUAUCCUUAAAAGGAGAAAUUAAAAUCUAUGGACAAAAUUUCCUUAUUAAAAUAGUAUAGCGUGGGCAGAAUUAUAUUUACAAAGUAUCACCUAUCCAGUAAAGAAAAGGAAAACUUCUAUUCUUAAAAUGAGUGUUAAUGAGAUAUUGGCCAGUGACUUUGGUGUUACGGGAAAUCUACAUGGGGCAGUGAGAGAGAGUUUGGGUUUUGAAGGUAACCUGGCUUAGAUUUGAAUUCUAGCAGUGUGACCUUGGGCAAAUUAGUAAUAACCCUGAGCUUCAGCUCUCUUAUCUGUAAAAUGGGGAAGGAAGAUAUUUCACAGCUCACUGUGAGUAUUUCAGGAAAUAAAAUAGGUAACGGUGCCUAACACAGUAGUCACUCAAUUGAUAAGAAAGAGAUGUUUUCUCCUUUCCAUGCAGUGAUUUCAGGAUGCCGCCAUAUCCAUUUAUAUGUUAAAAAUUAAAGCUCAAGGUAUGUCUGAAAUAAAAGGAAGGGCCUUUUGUAGUGUACAUCAAAUUGAAUCCCUAAAGCUGAGCUAUAUUAUUUCAAAAAUCAUCAUUGCCAUUUAGAUUGAGUUUGAAUUUGCACCUAUGCUUUCUUUGAAAAAAAUUUUGUUUUUGUUUUCGUUAGGUUAUAUAGUUAAAUAAGUAACUUGUUUUACUAAUGCUCCUCUUAGCAUUAAGUCUAUUUACACAUGAGGAAGGUGUAAUUGCAUUUUUAUUUGCAAAUUUUGGGUAUGGAACAAAUGGAAUGUUUUUCUAGGCUAAUAUUAUCAAAGACCAAGAAAAAUGUAGCAAUUGCUUAUUUUAUGUUAUUUUUCAUAUUCUAAAUUGAGUAAAUUAAAAUUUCACAUACAUUAAUAUAAGAUGCAUACAAAUGCAUCAUAUAGAUUUCAAAAUGUCUUUCCAGUGAUUGACAUGCCCUUUCUUUAAGACAUAAACUUUUCUUUUAAUUUAUUACAAAUUUAAUAGUUUUAGUCCUUGGUGACUCUUAACUACAUGAAUGAACCUGGAAUGAUAUUUGUAUCAGGAAGACAGUCUGACUUGCUUUCAGUAUUCACAGGUCCUUUCCAGUUUCCAAGCCCUUCCCUGGCAUCAGGGCGACAGGGUGGUUUUAUGGAAAGAGCUUGCAAUUUUGGAGUCAGAACCUGGGUAUGUGGUUCUGCCACUUUUUGCCCUUGUGGCCCUUAUUAGGCAGGGCCUACUUAAACUGAGUUUUAGCUUCCUCCUUUAUAAUAAUGCAUGAAUGCCUCUACAAGGAUUAAAUGUGAUGAUGUACACAAGGUGCUUUGUACAUUGUAAAGCACUGUACGGUUACAGGAUGCUCUAAAUUUUCAAGGCUCUACAUUAGUAGGAGUUGGCAUACAUUUUCUGCAAAGGGCCCGGAGAGUAAAUAUUGCGUAUUUUAGGCUUUGCAGGCCUAAAAUAGUCUGUGUUGCCACUACUGAACUCCACUGUUUCAAAAGCAGCCUUUGACAAUACAGAAACAAAUGGGGUGCCUAGAUUUGGCCCAUGGGUCAUAGUUUGUCAACUCUGCUCCAGACCUCCAGCGAUGUAAGGAAUUUGAGAACCUACCUGAUGGGGGAUUCUUAGAGAAGGGACUUAAGAAUUGGAAUUUUUAAAUUUUGGAGGCAGAUAUUCCUGGGUUCCUAGACCAGCUUUGCAACAUUUCCUAAUUGUUGUACCUUGGGCAAAUUAUUUAAGCUUUCUGUGUUUUGAUAGUCUCAUCUCUAAUUGAAGGUAAUUAUAGAUGAGAAGGAGAUGUUGGGAGAAUUAGAUAAGACACUUAAAUACUCAGUAAAAAAAAAGUGUCUGGCGUGUAGGAAGCACCUGAAGAUGUCAACUGUGAUUAUCACCAGUCCAUUUUGCAGGAGAAGCAGCUGAGGUCCUGACCCAUUGAAGGACUUGCCUAAGGUGACAGUAGUAGUGGCAGAACCAGCUGUGCUUGUGCUUUGAGCCUCUAUCACUUGAAUUGCAAAUGAGAGAGUUGGCCAAAAUCUUCCCUUGGGACUUCUAGUUCCACUUGCCAUCAUUCUACUAAACUGCCACCCUAGGGCUUUAAGAACUAAUUCACCUCCCACUGUGCCUUCUUACAGUCUGGAAAUGACUUACUACACAGCGUUAGGAAAUGGCAGAAAACCACAUAUCAGAGAGGGAGACUUUUAGCACAUAUAUUAUAUUAUAUAUAUAUACAUAAUAUAUAUUUUAAAGUGUCACAUGCCUUAGGUAUCAGGGAAGGGAGCCAAGUCCUUGGUAAUUAGUAUGCUGAUUGUACUGAAUACAUCUCCAGUCAUUUUUGAAUCUGUCUCAGGGACUUUUAUGCCACACAUUCUUAUAUAACAGAUUAAAUAUUUAUAUAUACAUGUUCGGGUUAUUUUGACAAAAUGAUUAAAGUAAUGAGAUUGAACACGAGUCUUUGUUUUAUAAUGUGUAUUUCGCAGGCAUUAAUGUGGUUAAACAUGACACAUGGGAUGCUUUUUGGUCCAGGGGUUUCUAUAAGUUCAUUGGUUCUAGACUGGUAACUGAAAUGUGAUGGUUUUGCCUCUGAGUUGCACCUGGUCCUGUUCAGCUUGACCUCUUGUCUUUCUUGCGUGGCUUCCUCACUUCAACAUGAUGACUUGUCUCCAAGGGCAUAAGUAAUAUACUCCUUUUUCUCAUUCCAAUUUAUUUUACUAAGUUCUCUGAUGCCCUCUAUGUACAGUCUCAAGCUCCUGUUCACUAAAUUAAACAAUGCCACUUUUAAAGAGGUGGGAUAAAGUCUGGGAAUGUGAUGGUGGGUAGCGGCAUCUUUCUUAGCAGUCAGUGCUCUAAUUAUUGAAAGAGGAAAAUAUGAAAUUUGAAAAAACACUGAAUACUUUCUCUGGUUUCCUUCCUCCAACACACACACACACACACACACACACUGAUGUGUUCAUUUCAGAACAGAUUUUGAAAAAUGAUGAUGACCAGCUGAGGAUAAGAGUGACAAGAAAAGGAUUCAGGAAUGAAUGAAUGAGUAAAAGCACAAGUGCACUAUAAAGUAGAACAGAUGGUGAAUAUAGUUGAGGAGUAAAGAGAAAAAAGGAAGAAGGAAAGACAUUGGGGUAAGCAAGUAAGGAGAGUUGGAAGAGAAAGGGAGUUGAGACAGAAAAAAAAAAGGAAAGGGAAGAUAAGGGUUCAAUGACAAUGAAGGAGGUAGGAUAAGGGAGGAACAUAUGCACAGAGAAUGAGGGAAUGGUGUAAAAGCCACCAUUCACUGCCCCUUUUCUAAAAAGAACCCUUUGUUCCAGCUUUAAAUGCAGCAUCUGUUGGCAAACGGAGAAUGAAAUC
This is a messenger RNA of Hipposideros armiger (great roundleaf bat), 6748 nucleotides long. RefSeq names its product fucosyltransferase 4 (gene FUT4). Gene Ontology annotation, molecular function: alpha-(1->3)-fucosyltransferase activity. The record is from RefSeq and is a predicted model, not a curated record. Gene Ontology annotation, cellular component: membrane. The transcript has a single exon. Bases 47 to 1588 code for a protein of 513 amino acids. NCBI's taxonomy places the organism in Eukaryota, Metazoa, Chordata, Mammalia, Chiroptera, Hipposideridae.